This is a messenger RNA of Contarinia nasturtii (swede midge), 1781 nucleotides long. RefSeq lists its product as uncharacterized. The record is from RefSeq and is a predicted model, not a curated record. The transcript has 2 exons. Lineage: Eukaryota; Metazoa; Arthropoda; Insecta; Diptera; Cecidomyiidae. Bases 40 to 1629 code for a protein of 529 amino acids.
UACAGUUCUAUUGUAUACAAAACUCUUUUGAGACUUAAAAUGAAGCCGAUCUUUGUUCUUUCGAUCUUAUCGCUUGCCGCAUUCAUUCAGGUGAUUAACGGUGAAGACGCAACUUUCGGUAAUGUGGUUAAUGUUUUCAAUGCCAAAUGCACCGAAAAGAAAGUUCCAGUGAAAUCAUUGGAUUUCAUGGUAAAAAUCGCGUCGAACGUUGAUCAAGUUGAACAAAAUUUGAAAGCACCUGCCAAGCAAUUCAUGAGCGAAGAAAAAGUUACAAACAUCCUAAAACAAAUGCCAGAUGAAAUGACAGUUUUAAAAUUGAAACUCGAAACUGGUGCUCGUGACUUUGUUCACAGUGUAAUCGAUUGGGUUAAUAAUGAACAAGCAUCAAUUGAAAAAUUGAAUCAUGAAGUUGCUGCUGCACUUGCCUUUGCGCCGCACAGUGAAGACUUUAAAACAGCAUUCAACCAUUGGGCCGCUGAUAAAAAUACGAAAGUCGAUCAUUUGAAAAAGGCUGCAGGUAGUAUUGAUGCUAUGCAAGCAUACUUCAGUCAAUUGCAUGCCACAUUCGAAAAUGAAAUGGCCGAAGCUGAGAAAGUCAAAUCGAAUAUUGAACAUGGCAUGAAUUCAGCAAACACAGAAUUCGACAAACUUCACGGAACCAACUCUGAAGCCGCACAAAAAAUUAUUGAACAAGCCCGGUUACAUAUGACCACAGUAACUGAAAACCAAGCUAAAUUACUCAUUCAUCUUGGUGCUUUGAAAGCGGUUCUUGAUGAAUACAAUGAGGAACGCACCGCAUGGGCAAAAUAUGUCGUUGGAAUCAAUGAUUCAUUUGAACUUGUCACAUUCGAUAAGGUUGCAAAGGUUUUCAAAACAAAAUGCACCGAAAAGAAAGUCCCAGUAAAGUCAUUGGACUUUAUGGUAAAAAUCUCGCCCAACGUCAAUCAAUUUGAACAACAUCUGAAAGUUCCGAUGAAGCAACUUAUGAGUGAAGAAAAAGUUGCAAACAUCCUAAAACAAAUGCCGGAUGAGAUGACCGUUUUAAAAUUGAAACUCGAAACUGGUGCUCGCGACUUGAUUCACAGUAUAAUCGAUUGGGCUAAUAACGAACAAAUCUCAAUUGAAAAAUUGAAUUACAAAGUUGCCUCCGCUCUUGCAUUCAAACCACACAAUGAAGAAUUUAAGAAAGCAUUCAGUCAUUGGGUCACGGACAAAAAUACCAAAGCAGAUCAUUUGAAAAAGGCUGCAGGUGGCAUUGAUGCUAUGCAAGCAUACUACAAUCAAUUGCAUGCUGCAUUCGACAAAGAAAUGACCGAGGCUCAGAAUUUAAGAUCGAACAUUGAACAGGGCAUCGUUUCAGCUAACGCAGUAUUCGAUAAACUUCAUGGAACCAACUCUGAAGCCGCACAAAAAAUUGUCGAGGAAGCACGUUUAAAAUUGUCCACAGUCACUGAAAACCAAACUAAAUUGGUUAAACAUCUUAAUAUUGUAAUGACAAUUUUGAGCGAAUAUAAUGCACAACGUAGCUCAUGGGCAGAAUAUGUUGUUGGAAAAUUGGAUUCAAUCCAUUUACCAUCUGCAACACACGUUGAUUCACUUAUCGACAUUUUGAACAGUUUGAAAUUGUAAAAAAAAAGGUUUUAAAAGUCUCUUUAAGUUACAUUUGCUGACAAAAUUAGUUGAACCAAUAAUUUCAAAGAGAAAAAUGAUCAUUAUAUAACCUAAGCAUUAUAGCACUUGUUUAUAUACGAAAUAAAUGCUCACAAAUGUUCAUCAGAAAA